UUACGUUCGCCCGAAGAAGAGGCGAUUCUGCCAAGAUCGGAGACUAUUCCACCCGCUUAUGAACGGUCUCGACCUGUCGCGGCCUAUGGUCGACUACAAGAUGAAUGGAAGCAGCGACGAAGGCGACUCGACGUCUGGCACGCUGGUCGCCGGUGGCACGGGAGUCGCCGAAAACGCGAAAAUGGACGAUCAGCAUAGACCGCCGUCGGCCAGGGAGGAGGACAAGUCCCCGUGGGACUACAAGACCGAGGCGUACCAGGACGCGUUGAAGCAAAAGGAGCAAUCGAACCGCGAAUGGGUGUCACCCGUGCCGGAAGUCGAAGUGGGAGGUUCGGCGGCCGGCGGUCCUCAAGUUCGUGCGCGGAAGGACAUUCCAAGGGGUGCGAGGUUCGGGCCUUUCCUCGCGAAAUGGGCGAGCGAGCCUUACAACCCCCGCUACGCGUGGGAGAUUCGUACCGGUGGAAGCGGAGUUAGGGGUUGGUUGGACGCGUCCCACGAAACGAAUAAUUGGCUCAAAUAUGUCCGAAGUACCAACAGUCCGCACGAUGUUAAUAUGCGGCACGUGCUCAUCGGUGGACAGAUGGUGUACGAGGCCGUACGAGACAUAACGGUGGGUGAAGAGCUUCUUCUCGGCGUUCGAGAACCUCUUCAGCUCCAGGAUAUGCUCGGUGAAAAUACGACCGAGGACAGAAGCGACCGGGAGACCGCUUCGCAACACAGUGGAACCAUCGACGAGGACAAAGAGGACGACGAAGAAGGCGAGACUAGAUGCACUGUUUGUGACAAGCCGUUUCAGGAUAUCGAGCUACUGGACAACCACCUGGUAACCUGUCACAGAUACCCAGCGAAACAACACAAUUGCGACAGCUGUCCCCGUGCCUACGCUUGGCGGCCGCUUCUAGUUCGUCACCGUGCGAUCGUCCACGGUGAUCUGCGGAACUACCCCUGCGAGAACUGUCCAAAGGUUUUCACAGACCCGUCGAACCUCCAGCGUCACAUCAGGACUCACCACGUAGGGGCGAGGAGUCACGCGUGCACCGAGUGCGGCAAAACCUUCGCGACCAGUUCCGGUCUGAAGCAGCACACCCACAUCCACAGCAGCGUGAAGCCGUUCCAGUGCGAGGUGUGCUUCAAGUCUUACACCCAGUUCUCCAACCUAUGCCGACACAAGCGUAUGCACGCGGACUGUCGUAUGCAGAUCAAGUGCGGUAAAUGCGGACAAACCUUCAGCACGGUCACAUCGUUGUCGAAGCACAAGCGAUUCUGCGACUCGACGCCGCCGACAGGUCCACCCAGAACCAUGCCGCAGUUGCCAACCUCCGCUCCGAGCCCUUUUCUCGUCUACCCUCGGCCUCCCGUCGGUCUACCUGGCGGUCUGCCCUUCUAUCCGCCCAGCCUGAUGGGUCCCUAUCCAGGGAUCUUUCCGAACGCUCCGAACUUCUUGAACACCCCUCUCCUCUUCCCGCCUAAGGUCGAGGAAGCCGAGAAAAGGAGCGAGAGUCCGAAGAAGGAACGUUUCACUCCGCCGAGGGCGCUGCCGCAGCACAGCAAGGUCUCUCCAUCCACCGCCGAGGAGGCCACCUCCUCGUUCAGGCCUUCUCCUGCUAGACCACCCGUCCAGCCGUCGCUGGACAGCGACGACGAUCCUUCCAAGAAACGAGAAUCCGGAACCAACGAGAAGAAAACGAACUCCGAAUCAGCCUCGAACGACGAGACCACGGAUCAGCCUCUGGACCUCAGAAUUCGAACGAAGAAGCAAGAGACCGACUGCAACAUCGUCGAGAGAAAGAGUCGCAGUCCGUCGCCUGGUCCCGUGUCAAUGGAGGGGGCUCCGCCUGUCCAAGACCAACGAAAACCAGACGACGAGACUCACGUGCCGAUGGAAGUCGACUCGAAGGCAGUCGUGGCCAGCAGUCCACGGCCGAGAACCAGUCUGCCUGCCGAGCAACCGCCUACAAACACUCCGCCACACAUGGCUUAUCCGAGACCCAUCCAUCCCAUGUUUCUGGAGGCCAUGUAUCGAGGUCCCGCGGGCACUUUCCCCGGCUUUCCAGGCGGUCCUCCACCGCCUCCCGGAGGCGGCACUCCCGAAUCCCGGUUACUACCACCGCUGCCACCCUUCGGACCACCGCGCGGUUUGCCUUAUUUAGGGUCUCUCAUGAACGGGCUCAGCGGGGCUAGGCCGGGAGGCGGAGGAUUCGAUUUGCUCGCCAGGCCGCCGCUGGCUCCGUAUCACGGCGUGAAACCGUUUCAGGAAGCCGUCAUCGCUCCUCACCAUCACCACCAUCAUCACCACCACGCUCACGGCAAGAUGAAGGACCGUUACUCCUGCAAGUUCUGCGGGAAGGUCUUCCCCAGGUCCGCCAAUCUGACCAGGCAUCUCCGCACGCACACAGGCGAGCAACCUUACAAGUGCAAAUACUGCGAGAGAUCCUUCAGCAUCUCCAGCAACCUCCAGAGACACGUCCGGAAUAUCCACGACAAGCAGCGCCCGUUCAAGUGUCCCCUGUGCGAAAGAUGCUUCGGCCAACAGACCAACCUGGACAGACACUUGAAGAAGCACGAGGCCGACGACGGCAGCGGCGUAGUUUCUGUUGCGGACUCGCCGGGUAGCAGCAACGAGAACGAACGCGAGGACACGUACUUCGACGAGAUCAGGUCGUUCAUGGGCAAGGUGACCUACGGCGGCGAAGCUGGCUACGGACUGCCACCCCAUCAUCCCGCUUACCUACCUAGCCGACUACACGAGAUCCACGAAUCCAAGAUGGAAGCCGAAUACGACGAAGACGAGGACAGCGAGGGAGUGGUGUCUCUUCUGGACGACGCGGAUGGCUUGUCGCCACUCGAGGUCAAGGACUCCACCCCGCCGCCGCCGCCGCCUGCACCUCCACAGUACGACCUCAAGCUAAGGGAAAAAGAAGAGCUGCUCAACAACAACACCGCGGAACCGGUCAUCGAGAUCUCCACAUAGCCUAUAGGUCGCGUAGCUUGAACGAGGCGGUCGUCCAUCAGAAGUACGAGACCCUUUUAGCGACGCGUACGACUGCUGUCGAGGAGGAUGUCAGUCUCCAUGUAAUUCUUUCAACUGUGACCACAUCGUCACUGUUUUUGUUAGUGAAAAAAAAGUGUUGUUUCGGGAACGUUUGACAUUUUGGACAUUCGAUUCUCGUUCGAGUUGAACUUUUGACGAAAAGACGAUCGAAGCGUACUUUCGCGUUGAUUUGAACGCAUCCUCGGAUCGGAUACUGUAUUCUCAUUUCUCAUCACUCUGUUUACUUUCUUUUCUUUUGAAACUGCAGGGACGAGGACAUUGAGAGGAGAUCAAUCGUACUACAGUGUUUUUCGUAUACACGCAGAAACGCACACUCGAUGCGAGAGAUUCGUUGUAUAGCGUAGUUCCUACAGUCUGGUUUUUCAUUUCACACCUGCACGUAAUUGAUAAUCUGUCGAACAACUUGCCGAGUUUCCCCUCCCCGUAGUCCCUGAAAUAUAGUCCCCCGUAAUGCUCUCAAGGUGAACCAAAAGUUCUCUCCGAUGUUUCUGCUUUCUUUCCAUGUUUCUCUCCGAAACAUGUUUAAAUUAACUAAGCGUAUUUGGAUUUUAUGAUGCAUACAUCAUUUUGUAGAUCUUGAAUUGCUCCUUCGUAUAUACGAAGAAGGAAGAAAUAUCUGAAGAAACUUUUAAUUCGCCCUAAUAUUUCUUUGCGAUAUAGAUAGCGAACGCUCUUCGAUAGUGUUCGAAUUCCCUAAAUCCGAUUUUCAAUCGCGUGGCGAUGCGAGGAAGAUUCGAACUUUACUGCGAGGAUCCAAGGAGAACGAUCGAUCUUUGACUUUUCCUGCGGGAAGGUGAAUCGAUCGUUAUCGAUGACGGAGAAUUUUAGCUCGAUUAGGUAAGAAGGUAUUCGCGCGUAGCGUGGAGAGUUCCGCGCGCAUUCGUCGCCGCGUACCCAAAGCGACGUGGACGGUGACGAGCGGAACGAGCAUGUAAUUAAGAGAAAUGUUCUAUGAGAACCUGUGUACAAAUUUCCAUUAGGUGAUAUAUAAUGUUUGUAAAAAAAAGACAAAAAACAAAAGAUACAGAAGUUCUUCGUGGUUUUUAUUAAUAUAUAAAUAUUAUAAAUAUUAUAACGGUGCGAUUGUAUCGAUUCGUCACGACACGGGUCACGAGAAAUUCUUUAUCGGGACGCGUGAUUGUUACGCUUACUACGCUGGGUAUGUAACGUUAAUCGUUGCGCGUUUCCACCCCCGUUCUCGAUGUUCAAGGUGGUCGUGAUUGUUCAGCGAAUCGACGAAAAAAAAAGCGUUCGCAAAUUCUUGUACACUUCUAAGAGAAAAUAAUGUUUCAUUCUCGAUUCAUUUUGUUUUUAAACCCUUCGAAGCGACGAUUACGACUAGCGUUUGGUAACGGAGUUGACGAAAACGUAGGGCCUCACCUGUUUUUUCACGUAAGAUUCUACGGAUACGUGUUCUCUACAUAUCUCUCUCUUCCUUCGCUCCGACUAAUAGAUGAUAAUAAACUCACAGAUUGAUUAAGCAUAAUUACGUCGAUCGAGAUAAUUAAAGACGAUAAUAUUAUGACUCUAUCUAUACAUACUGUAUAAAAGCAUCCUGUAACUUCAUUAUGAUUACUAUUAAAAUAUUACACUUCAAACAUCCCCAAACGUAAUGCAUCGAUCGUCAUCUUUAGGUAUUUUCAGGCUGUGAGAACGAUUAAUGGGAUAAAUGAAAAGGAUUUGAGAGUGAAAAGA
Messenger RNA from Hylaeus volcanicus, 4747 nucleotides. RefSeq names its product histone-lysine N-methyltransferase PRDM16-like. The transcript has 8 exons. Lineage: Eukaryota; Metazoa; Arthropoda; Insecta; Hymenoptera; Colletidae. The coding region runs from base 59 to 2971 and encodes 970 amino acids. Gene Ontology annotation, cellular component: nucleus. The record is from RefSeq and is a predicted model, not a curated record.